Nycticebus coucang (slow loris) is the source of this 4986-nucleotide messenger RNA. It is a transcript of the gene EFNA5, whose product is annotated as ephrin A5. The transcript has 5 exons. Gene Ontology annotation, cellular component: plasma membrane; external side of plasma membrane. The record is from RefSeq and is a predicted model, not a curated record. NCBI's taxonomy places the organism in Eukaryota, Metazoa, Chordata, Mammalia, Primates, Lorisidae. Gene Ontology annotation, molecular function: ephrin receptor binding. Gene Ontology annotation, biological process: regulation of cell-cell adhesion; axon guidance; regulation of actin cytoskeleton organization. The coding region runs from base 9 to 695 and encodes 228 amino acids.
CAGGCGUGAUGUUGCACGUGGAGAUGUUGACGCUGGUGUUUCUGGUGCUCUGGAUGUGCGUGUUCAGCCAGGACCCGGGCUCCAAGGCCGUCGCCGACCGCUACGCUGUGUACUGGAACAGCAGCAACCCCAGAUUCCAGAGGGGUGACUACCACAUAGACGUGUGUAUCAAUGACUACCUGGACGUCUUCUGCCCUCACUAUGAGGACUCCGUUCCGGAAGACAAGACGGAGCGCUACAUCCUGUACAUGGUGAACUUCGAUGGCUACAGUGCCUGUGACCACACUUCCAAAGGGUUCAAGCGAUGGGAAUGUAACCGGCCUCACUCUCCAAAUGGACCACUGAAGUUCUCUGAAAAAUUCCAGCUCUUCACUCCCUUUUCUCUAGGAUUUGAAUUCAGGCCGGGCCGAGAGUAUUUCUACAUCUCCUCUGCAAUCCCAGACAACGGAAGAAGGUCCUGUCUAAAGCUCAAAGUCUUUGUGAGACCAACAAAUAGCUGUAUGAAAACUAUAGGUGUUCAUGAUCGUGUUUUCGAUGUUAACGACAAAGUAGAAAAUUCAUUAGAACCAGCAGAUGACACCGAACAUGAGUCAGCCGAGCCAUCCCGCGGCGAGAAUGCAGCACAGACACCAAGGAUCCCCAGCCGCCUUUUGGCAAUCCUACUGUUCCUCCUGGCGAUGCUUUUGACAUUAUAGCACAGUCUCCUCCCGUCACCUGUCACAGAAAACAUCAGGGUCUUGGAACACCAGAGAUCCACCUAACUGCUCAUCCUGAGAAGGGACUUCGUACUGGGUUUUGGCAGAUGUCAGAUUUUUCUUUUCUUUCUUCCAGCCUGAAUUCUAAGCAACAACUUGGGGCUGGGGGGCGGGGGCUAAACUAGUCACUGCCUCCCUCACCCCACCCCCAGCCCUUGCCCUUGACUUCUCUCUCCCCUCCCAAAUUAAAUGGACUCCAGAUAAAAACGCCAAAUUGUCGUAGUGACACCAGUGGUUUGUCAGCUCCUGUGCACCCCCUCUGAGAGCGCACCUCCGUUAGCGCACUGUGUCAGCUGUGUGUGGACAGGAAGAGUGGCGGCAGGUGCAGCCAGCCAUGGCCGGGCCUGGGAGAGCUUCGCUCUCCUGUAUAAUAUUUACGCCUUCUCAUUCAGAGCUGUAAGAUGAUCGCACAGGGCAUCGUGUCACCACGGCAGGUCCAGAGGGGAGGUAUUAAGAAUAGCUAUGAUAUUACACCAUUUCCUCUAGGAGUGUAUAAAUGAACAGGCUUCUAAAAGUUUGAGACACUAGGUUUUUUUCACAUGACUGUCUUAAAGCAUUCUUGACAGCAAAACUUGUGCUCUGUAAAAGAAGCCUUUUUUUUUUUUUUUUUUUUUUCAGAAGGCAGGUCGGGUACAGAGCGCCAACACAGAACAAGUGUGGGGACAGAGAAAACUACGUGUCUGGUGGGGUGUGUAUGUGUGAGUGCCUCUAAUUUCCUUUUGGUGACUGGGCAGUGCACAGCAGAUUUUUUUUUUCUUUGAAUACAGAUCACCAUGGUGCUACAACUUUUUUUUUUUUUUUUAGAAACUCAAAGAGGCAUUUUUAUGAAUAAAGUGACCUUCCCCAAGGCUGACAAGCCAGGGUUGAUGAGUGCAUAGUGGAAUAGCUUUGGAUGCUCCUCUGGGGGACAAUAUGCACCACGGACAGGAUCUCGGUGGCCAGAGGAGACAUGGUUUGGCUUUGCUGGAGCGCCAGUGUGCUGUGGCCUUUCCCCGACUCCCACCCUCCUACCUACGUUUUUCUUCUCGCUCCACGACUUCAGGGGCUCAGACACAAACCCCUGUCCCCAGGAGAGUCAGUCAGCACUACUUGGGAGGGCGAAAGGGAAAUUUGGAAAUAAAAUUCCAAAGUUUGGAAUAAAAAACUUCAAGUGUUGAUUUUAUAUUCUUCCCCUCUCUGACACAGCCUACAGCUUGGGGGGAACGUGUGUUUAUCUAUGGCAGAUAAACAGGAUGGAGCCCCAAAGACUUUAACAAAAUAUUUUUUUAAAAAUCCACUAGAAUAGAAAAUACAUUAUUUAGAUAUACUUUAUGCUGAGAGUGAGUAUAUAUGCUUGUCCUAUUUAAACUUGUGAGAAAAAGUGGUAUCCGUGGAUACAUUUAGAAAUAUGGGGGGGCUAUCUUGUUUCAUUGUUGGGGUGGGGACAGAGGUGAAACAGAGCAGGGUGACCCGGGUUGAGGAAUCUUAGCAUGGCCAACAGGGGACUUCUCCAGUCGAUUACUAGGAAAUGCAAGCCCUGGGGGUUCUGCUGGUGGUGGGGCUGUCAAGAACUUUAAAAUCCUAAGCCUAGACAGGGCACAGGGUUAGACCCAUGGAAAAGCAAUCUAGCCUUUUUUUGCUAUUGCAGAACAUGUUGAUAGAAACCAUGCCUUUAAAAAUAAAUAAAUAACUAAAUGUGAUGACCGUGAAAUGUGAAAAAUCAAAAGCAUUCCGGCAACCUAAGGGUUUUCUAUAUAUUUGUUUUUUAAGAUGUAUAUGUUUAAAAACAAACCAAAAAAAAACAAAAAGAUAAGGAGUCACAUUAUGGACCGACUUCAUUGAAUGGGAAUUUGCUUGGAGCUGUGUGCAGUUCUGAAUUAGAAAACUGUGUGAAUGGAAGGCAGCUGUAACCUGCACACCGGACAGCUGUACACAUGUGGAAAUCUAGUCUGGGCUCACCUGAUCCAUUGGGAGUGGAGGUGACUGCUGGGUCUGCUCUCAUGGGCAACCCUGUGCGUGGGGUUGCCGGCCAGGCAGGUACAAUCCAUGAGAUUCCCCCAACAUCAGGAUCUUGUCUGGAGUGACAGAGUCUUAUCACAGAAGGAAACCACCAUUUCAUUGAAAGAAAAGUUCACAGCGUUUGAUUCCUUUCUCCUUUAAUGAUUGAUAUGCUCAAUACUCUCAAUAUUAUCCAGGAAUACUUGUUUUUAUUAAGAGUGACAGGCCUGUUGGUCCUGUGGGAUUGGAGUUGGGGGAAUAAAGAUACCUUCUAAAAUGGGUCAGUAGUCAGCACCAAAACAAUCCUGCAUGUUCUAUAACCACAAGGACAUCAAGUGAUCCUGUGGUGAGUUUGGUUAGUCAUAAUACAUUAGCAGUGCUAAUUUCAUUUUAGAAAUGAUGACUUCUGUGGUUUUGCUACCAUUUGUCUCUAACAAAUGAUGAAAUAACUACUCGUGGCCCUCUCCACCCUUGUCUUUUAGACCCCUUUACUUCACCACUAUGCCCCUGCAAAUUAAGUAAAAAAAGAAACUAGCGAGACUGUCCACACAGCAGACGGUAUGCUUCUCCUCCUGUAAGUGACUUGUGAUCAUGGCCAAGGCACUCGCCGUGGAGUUUUCAAAAAGAUGAUUGGUGUCAGACUGUUUUCAUUGUGUUUAAAAAGUGUUGGUGGCCUUGUGUGCUGGUGUUACAAUUCUCUGGGGGGCUUAGGAGGAUGUUGAAGCAACUUCGCAGCAGCUUUUAAUUUCAAAAACAAUUCAAAAGUUUAAAGGGCGGCCACAGCUGCCCCUCAGCCCCAGUUAGUCAAACCCCAGUGACCUUGCCCCUGGUGGCCAAGGGCUUUGCGACAAGAAGCAGGGAAAUAAGGAUCUGUCUGUUUAGCGGAUACUGUGUAUCCUUUAAUAGACCAGGUAACAGUUGGUGUUAGAUUAGGCUAUUGUUUUGUACUGUACUUUCUAGGGUGGCAAAAGAAAGAAAAGUAAAACGUUAAAAAAAAAAACUACGUUCUUUAAAUUCUGUAUUAUUAGCAACCUCUGUUGUAUAUAGUGUUUGAUAAUAAAGUAUUAAUUUGAUUCUUAUGUCUUUUGUAAGUGAGAACAAUAGACUUUCAGGAUACAAAACAUGCAUUGAGGCUUUGAAACAUCAGUGUGUGCUGUGGCUGAGAAGAGUCACAGAUGGGACUCGUGUGUGGUCAUCGCCCACCCAAUCUUGUGACUCCAUCAUCUUGGGACCUGGAACAACAGGACGCUUUUGAUCAACAUUUUGCCCUCCGUGUUUUCAAGGUCUGAUGUUGGAGCCCUGUGGCCCCUCCCGCCUCCCCCAGCAUGUUGUUGUGAAAGGAUUAGGGAAUUUAAGAACGGUUCUCGCCUUUGGUUUGGUUUUAGUCUGUGAUGGUUUCCAUGGACUGUGUUGUUUUGUCCCGGGAAGAGUCUGAGCCGCACCACGUGUAGCUCACGCAUGGGAACGGUUGCAGACCAGUCAGCUUCGGAAGGCUAACCGGGGCCGUUCCCCUCUCUGUGUCGUUGUGAAAGGAAGAGUCACACAGUAGCUGUGGGUUUUCAGGGACUCCGUGUGUCCCCUGUGCCUUAGCAACGGCAGCAGCCAUGUUUAUUAGUUUCAGAUGAUUAAAAAACAAAACAAAACUAUUGUAACCCCCUCCUGCCAUCCGUCGCUCUCAGAGUUGUGGUCACUAGCUUUUCUUUGGAAAACCACCUCCACCAACACCCCCGUUUCCUCACACCCCCCUUUUACUUUUGAUGUUUGUCUCUUGCCUUCCUCCCACGUUCUCUUUUUCCCUCGGAGCCGUGAAUGGGCAGAUCUGUCUCUGGUUUGGCAUCACUGAGUUUUUCCCAUGCCUUGGCCCCAGGGCUGCUCAGAUGUGAGACCAAUCUCCCUACGAUGGGCCCGCUCCCAUUGUCUGUACAGUGAAAUAGAUGCCGGCGUGCCGGAGGUGCCCAUGAGUCAAAGUCCACUUUCCAUGCUUCCUCGUGACACCCCCAUUGAAGCCACUCACUGUGUGUGCGUCCGGGUGUGGAGUCCAGCCCCAUGUGGCCCCCGUGUGCCGCUCUGCCUGCAGUCCCUCUGCACUUACUCAUCCCGUGCUGUUUGAAAUGCUGACAUUAUAUAAACGUAAAAGAAAAUGUAAAAAAAAAAACCCCACACACACAAACCCAUCCGAUCUGUAUUUGUAUAUACACGUGUCCGUACAAGUAUACCUAAAUAAAAAUGAAAGAUUUUCAUCAUUUUAAUGGGA